Messenger RNA from Onychomys torridus (southern grasshopper mouse), 803 nucleotides. It is a transcript of the gene Cripto, whose product is annotated as teratocarcinoma-derived growth factor 1. Lineage: Eukaryota; Metazoa; Chordata; Mammalia; Rodentia; Cricetidae. The record is from RefSeq and is a predicted model, not a curated record. The transcript is spliced from 6 exons. The coding region runs from base 1 to 513 and encodes 170 amino acids.
AUGGCGCACUUCUCGUCCAGUCUGGUGUUAAUUGUGGCCGUUUCCAGUGCAUUUGAAUUUGGAGUCAUUGCUGGUGAGAGCCUGGCCAUCAGCGAUAACAGCCUUCGGAACCAGGAACCUGUGCUACGGUCUCGCUCUUUCCAGUUUGUGCCUUCCAUGGGGAUAGAGAACAGUAAGUUGCUUAAUAAAACUUGCUGCCUGAAUGGAGGGACCUGUAUCCUGGGGUCCUUCUGUGCCUGUCCACCUUCCUUCUACGGACGCAACUGUGAACGUGAUGUACGAAAAGAGCACUGUGGAUCUGUCCUCCAUGGCACCUGGCUGCCCAAGAAAUGUUCCCUGUGCAGGUGUUGGCAAGGCCAGCUCCACUGUCUUCCUCAGACCUUUUUACCCGGCUGUGGUGGUCAUGUGAUGGACCAGGAUCUCCCAGCAUCCAGGACUCCAGGACGAGCACCAUCUGUGCUGACUACUUUCAUGCUGGCUGGCAUUUGCCUUUUUGUAGAAAUGAAAGUGUAGCUGUCUGUCAUAUGAACUCCAUGCCGACAUCCUAACGAAGAUGAUCAUUUGUCAACCAUUGGGAAGUAAUGCUCAAAGUGAUCCCUGACACUCCCCUCAAAACACUAACUAGGCCUCACCUCUAUAUAGCUCUGUUCCUUUCUGGCUGUGCUGACAGUCAAAGCCAUAGCCUGUGUGUGCCAAACGUUCUAACACUGAGCUACAUCCCCAGCCUAAAAGCCACUCUACUUAAAAACUGUACCACAUGGCCACAUCCUGUGUGUUUUUUAAAUUUAUUUUAUUUUUAUUUU